AUGAAGAUUCUCGCUGUAGCAGCCUUACUUACUGGUACCGUUUCGGCGCAUACCAUCUUUCAGGAAUUGUACGUCAACGGCGUCGAUCAGGGCCAUAUCAACGGAAUCCGCGUUCCUGACUACGACGGACCCAUCACCGAUGUGACCUCUAACGACCUCAUCUGCAACGGCGGCAUCAACCCUUACCACACGCCCAUUUCCACAGACAUCAUCACUGUGCCCGCUGGCGCCACCCUCACCGCCGAAUGGCACCACACUCUCGAUGGCGCAGACCCGUCGGAUCCAGCGGACCCCAUCGAUCCCUCGCACAAAGGCCCUGUAAUCUCGUACCUCGCCAAGGUGAACAACGCCACGCAGACAGACGUCACAGGCCUUCAGUGGUUCAAGAUCUACGAAGACGGAUACACCCCGAGCGACGCGCAGUGGGCGGUGGAUCGGCUGAUCGCCAACAAGGGCAGGGUCACGUUCACAGUCCCGUCGUGCAUCGAGCCCGGCCAGUAUCUCCUCCGACACGAAAUUAUCGCCCUGCAUGCUGCGAGCACAUACCCAGGAGCCCAGUUCUACAUGGAGUGUGCCCAGCUUCAAAUCACCGGCGGCGGGAGCACUCAGCCGGCGACCGUGAGCUUCCCUGGCGCAUACAAGAGUAGCGACCCCGGUAUUACCAUCAACAUUUACGAAACGUUGUCCUCGUAUACCAUUCCCGGUAUGUUCGACCUUCACAUGAUCCUCCCCACACCUUGUUCAUAG
Messenger RNA from Heterobasidion irregulare TC 32-1, 747 nucleotides. RefSeq names its product glycosyl hydrolase family 61.5 (gene GH61E). The record is from RefSeq and is a predicted model, not a curated record. The coding region runs from base 1 to 747 and encodes 248 amino acids. The transcript is spliced from 6 exons. NCBI's taxonomy places the organism in Eukaryota, Fungi, Basidiomycota, Agaricomycetes, Russulales, Bondarzewiaceae.